CCUUACAAUCCCCUCGAUUUCCAGAAUUCCUACUCUCACGAGCUUCUUGUUUUAUGCUAGCUACUUGCUCUCGGAGUUUCAGUGGUUAUGUUAUGUUAGCGACCGAAUAUCGACAGUUUCGUCUAUCCCAGCCCCCAUUCUUCAAUACACCAUCUCCACCCGCCCGCGAGCAAAGAACCCCGAGCCACGACGACCGAGAACAUGGCUCUCAUCAGCUACGACCUUGCCGUGCUGGUCGCUGAGCAUGUCGACAUGGAUUCUAUGGCCUCUUUCAUGCUCAGCUCCAAAACCAACUAUCAGCUCAUCAGGGGCCACGAACGGUCCAUUGUCAAGGCCAAGGUUGGAAGAAUGGUUCAAGAUCCCAUGCUCCAGCCCCCUCUCGGCGCCCUUCUGUCAUCAUUACCCGCUGCUCCGGGGCGGCCCGGUCCGGAUCGUAAAGUUUUGGAACCAGCCAGCUUUGCCGUCGCUAACGAGUUGGAAUCGCGAGAGCGCCGGAUCAACAGGCUUUUCAACUCUAGAUCGACAAGUGGUCGCAGCCCAGCACUUACGGAGAUCAUCAACAAGCUUGCCCUUUUCCAGAACCUCCCGCCCACCCAGAUGGAGCACUUGAUCGACGGCUUUAAAGACGCCUGCAGAGUGGCCGACCGCAUCGCCGACUGCGCCGCGUCCGUCCAUCUCGAGCAGAAACCCAAUACUGGCCAUCUGAGGGACACGAAAUGGGCCAUCGACUAUGACAUCCAUCUCGCUCGCCAGAGAUAUAUUCGCUCGCUCCCGCCCAUCCGCCUAUCCUUCCUCACUCUCCUGGCGAGUUUGAUGGGCAUGGAAUAUGCAAAACAACUCCAGUCUCCCCACUCGGACCCAUUCCAAUGGGAGCGGGUCACCGCAUUCAAAGAGACCUUCCUCCGCCACGGCACCGUCGUCCUAUGCGCCCUGCUAUGCCCGCCCGAGACGGAAGCCACGGAUGCGCCCUCGCCCUCGCCUUCGCCGUGUGCUCGGAGCGAGUUGGCUGGGUACUACUCGUCACAGGUCGCUGCCGUGCUGAUGGAGCUGCUGGCGUACGAAGGGGGGCACUGGGGCUUUCCGCGGCCCGCUGAGCAUGACGGUGAGGCGAGGCCGAUUCCGGAUGGCCUGCACAUGACCAUGCUGCAAGCCUUUCAGGGUCUGGAGGAAGAGGAGGCCGAGGAAGAAGAGGAAGAGGAUGUCGAUGGGGAUUGGCUGUUCAACAUCAACGUGCUGGAUGGUGACAUGGAGGACGUUGAGGAUGAUCCAUCAUCAUCGCUGCCGGAAAUCAAACUGGACCCGAGAGAGGCUCUGAUUCUCAAGUGGAUUAAACAGUGCUAGCCCGACCUAGAAUACUUGUCGUUUUUAGUCUUUGGUCUUAGAAUAGAUCCCUGAGCUAAAUAUAUAGAUCUGUACAUGAAUUAGUCUUUCAAUCCUGA
Chaetomium fimeti is the source of this 1439-nucleotide messenger RNA. RefSeq lists its product as uncharacterized. Bases 202 to 1341 code for a protein of 379 amino acids. The transcript has a single exon. NCBI's taxonomy places the organism in Eukaryota, Fungi, Ascomycota, Sordariomycetes, Sordariales, Chaetomiaceae. The record is from RefSeq and is a predicted model, not a curated record.